Hansenula anomala is the source of this 3933-nucleotide messenger RNA. RefSeq lists its product as uncharacterized. Gene Ontology annotation, molecular function: ATP hydrolysis activity; ATP binding; ABC-type xenobiotic transporter activity. Lineage: Eukaryota; Fungi; Ascomycota; Saccharomycetes; Phaffomycetales; Wickerhamomycetaceae. Gene Ontology annotation, biological process: transmembrane transport. The transcript has a single exon. Bases 1 to 3933 code for a protein of 1310 amino acids. The record is from RefSeq and is a predicted model, not a curated record. Gene Ontology annotation, cellular component: plasma membrane.
AUGUCUUUGGAAGACAUAGAACUCAGAGAAGAGCUCAACAGUGAAGAGAAAACGGUCAAGCCAGUCAAAAGGCUGUUGACUCCAUUAUUAUCCAAAAAGGUGCCACCUACUCGUGAAGAGUCAGAGCGUCAGACGUUACCGCUAUAUACAAAGAACAUCUUAUCCAGAAUAUUCUUCACUUGGUUGAUCCCGUUGUUUGCAAGAGGUUACAAAAGAACUUUGGACUACAACGAUUUGUGGAAGUUGGACAACAGACUAUCUCUUCAAACAACUUAUCCAAGAUUCCAAAACAAUUUAAACAAGAUCACAAAGUCAUAUCAAAGCAAAAACAAAUUGAAUGAUUCUACUUUCCCAGAUUAUGCUAUUUUAUAUGCUUUAUUCCUAACCUUUAAAUGGGAAUACUCUUUUGCAAUUCUCGCCAGUACUUUGGCUUAUGGAUUCAUUAUUGUUGCACCUAUUUUAAUUAAAGAAUUAAUUGAUGUUGUGGAAACCAAAGUCUUGAUACCAAACUCCCCUAUUAAUGAUGGUGUUGGGUAUGCGGUUGGUAUUGCUUUGUGUACUGCAUUUGCUGGGUUAUUUUACAACCAUUGUCUUCAGAACUCAAAGCUAAUUGGUGCACAUGCAAGAUCCAUAAUUACAAAGUCUUUGAUGGAAAAAUCAUUCACAAUUAACUCCAAAUCAAAGCAUGAUUUUAGUAACAGUAAAGUCUUCACUUUGAUGAGUAGUGAUUUAUCUAAAAUUGAUAUGGCCAUCAGUUAUUUUCCUUUUGUUGUUGCAAUCCCACUUCCAUUCAUUGCAGGGGUAGCUAUUCUUAUUGUCAAUAUAGGUGUUGCUGCUCUAACAGGUAUUGGGAUUUUUGUGAUUUCUAUGGCCUUGUUAUCAGUUCCAGCUUCGUUUUUGCUAAAAUAUAGAGAAAAAUCUGCACAGUAUACUGAUAAAAGAGUUGGAUUGAUGAGAGAGGUCUUGAAUUCAAUGAAAAUGAUCAAAUUAUACGCUUGGGAAAAUGCCUAUCAUGAAAAAAUAAUUGAAGAAAGAUCAAAAGAAUCAUAUUUUAUUUUUUUGUGUGAAUGGAUCACAAAUACGGUUUAUGCAAUUGUUUUUAAUCUGUCACCUUUGGCAUCAAUGACUGCAUUUUUGGUUUUAUACGCUAUUGAUCGCAGUAAGUCAUCUGCUGGUGCAGUUUUUUCAUCGCUAGCUCUAUACAAUACUCUGACAAACUUAAUUGCUGAUUUCCCUAUGUUAAUGUCAUUCUGUACAGCUGGUUGGGUUAGUGUCAAGAGAGUUGCUGAAUUUUUGAAAUCACCAAUCGAACCAUUCCAGUUUGAAGAACAUGUAAAGAUUGAUGGGAAAACUGCAAUCAAAGUCACAGACGGGAAAUUCGAAUGGGAAAACUUUGAAGAUGGCGACGAGAAGUCUGGAUUUACACUGGAAAAUGUUAACAUCGAAAUACCUAAGGGCUCAUUUGUUGUUGUUACUGGUUCUACUGGUGCUGGGAAAUCUUCAUUAUUAAGUGCUAUCAAAGGUAACAUGAAAAGACUUGAAGGUAAUGUUUCUAUCGAUGGGACCUCAAUACUUUGUGGAUCACCAUGGAUUCAAAGCACUACGAUUAGAGAGAAUAUCGUGUUCGGUUCCAAGUUUGAUCCUGCUCUUUACCGCAAAACCAUCAAAGCCUGUUCGUUGGAGAUUGACAUCAAUAACUUGCCAGCAGGUGAUAUGACAAGUGUUGGUGAAAGAGGUGUUACAUUAUCUGGUGGUCAAAAGGCAAGAAUUAAUUUGGCAAGAGCUAUCUAUUCUCAAAGGGAUAUUUAUUUAUUCGAUGAUGUUUUGAGUGCGGUUGAUGCUAAAGUUGGUAAACAUAUUGUUGAGAAUUGUUUAUUAGGAUUAAUUAGUGACAAGACUAGAGUUUUGGCAACCCAUCAACUGUCUUUAAUAUCAAAGGCAGAUCAGAUUGUUUUCAUCAAUGAUGAUGGCAGAAUAGAUACCGGGACACCACAGGAGCUUCAAUACCAAAAUGCUAAAUUCCAGUCACUAAUGAAUUUCAGCAAGACUACUGAUGACGAAGUGACCAAAAAAGUUGUUAAAAAUCAUGAUGAAGUUGAAAUGGACGAUUUUGAUGAUGCUGAUGGUGGACUAUACGACAAGGAAGAUAAAGCUGUGAAUGCAAUUCCAUUUUCUAUCUACAAACAGUAUUUAGAAGCAGGAUCAGGUAUUUUUGGUUGGGCUGCUUUCCCAGUUUUGAUUUUUAUUACUAUUGCUUCAAUUUUCUUUUCAAUGUUUGCCAAUAUUUGGUUAUCAUUUUGGAUUGAUAAAAGAUUUGGCUAUUCAGAUGGAGUGUACAUUGGGAUAUAUGUACUCUUUACGUUCUUUGCAGUCAUUACAAUGUUUUUGGAACUUGGUGUCAUGGGGUACUUAAUCAUCAAUUCAUCUAAAAACUUGAACUUAAAUGCUGUAAAGAGAGUCAUGCGUACACCAAUGAGCUUUGUUGAUACUACACCAAGUGGUAGAAUCUUGAAUAGAUUCACCAAAGAUACAAACUCCUUAGAUAACGAAAUUGGUAACCAUUUGAAACUUUUGAUACAUUUUUGCGUAAUGAUUAUUGCAAUCCUUGUUAUGUGUGUUGUUUAUUUACCUUGGUUUGCUAUUGCUAUUCCUUUGAUUGUGGCUAUUUUUGGUCUUGUUGCAAAUUUUUAUCAAGCAUCUUCAAGAGAAGUUAAGAGAUUGGAAGCAUUGAGUAGAUCUCAUUUAUAUCACAAUUUUAAUGAAGUGCUAAACGGGAUGAGCACCAUCAAAGCUUAUGGCUCAGAAUACAGAUUUAUUGAAACAAAUGAUGAACUGGUUGAUAGAUUGAAUGAGUCUUAUCUUGUUACUGUUGCAAAUCAAAGAUGGAUAGGUAUUACAUUAGAUUUAACAGGUUGUGGUAUUGCAUUUGUCGUCACAAUGUUGGCACUGACGAGACAAUUCAAUAUAAGUGCUGCUUCAACAGGUUUGAUUACAACUUAUAUCUUGGAUUUAUCUGGUGUCUUAUCUUUAUGGCUAGUUUCAUAUUCGGAAGUGGAAAAUGAGAUGAACUCCGUUGAAAGAUUAUGUCAUUAUGCUAAUGAUUUAGAGCAAGAAUCUGACUAUAAGAUACCUGGUAGAGCACCAGCCCCAGAAUGGCCUCAAAAUGGUGCUAUAAAUUUCAACAAUGUAUCUUUGAGAUACCGUCCAGGAUUACCAUUAGUCUUGAAGAACCUUGAUAUUAAAGUUGAAGCUAAUCAAAAAAUUGGUAUUUGUGGUAGAACUGGUGCUGGUAAAUCUUCAAUCAUAUAUGCAAUUUACAGACUUACAGAGCUCGCUGAGGGUACGAUUGAGAUAGAUGGAGUUGAUGUUAAAAACAUUGGUUUGCAUGAUCUUAGAUCUAAGUUAUCAAUCAUUCCACAGGAUCCAGUUUUAUUCGAAGGUACCGUUAGAAGGAACUUGGACCCUUUCAAUGAACAUGAAGAUCUUGAGUUAUGGGAUGCGUUGAGAAGAAGUGGUUUGAUUGACGCUAAUAAUUUGGCCGGGGUCAAAAGUGAUUUAGAGAACAAAUUUCAUUUAGAAGCCCUUGUUGAAGAUGAAGGGGCCAAUUUCUCAUUGGGUGAACGUCAAUUAUUGGCAUUAGCUAGAGCUUUAGUUCGUCGUUCCAAAAUUUUAAUUAUGGAUGAAGCGACUUCAAGUGUUGAUUAUGAGACAGAUGCCUUAGUUCAAAGAACGAUAACAAAAGAAUUCAAAGAUUGCACCGUGUUAUGUAUCGCCCAUAGAUUGAAAACAAUUUUAAAUUAUGACAAGAUUUUAGUGUUGGAGAAGGGUGAAAUUGAACAAUUUGAUACACCAAUCCACUUAUUUAGACAAUCUGGAAGAUUUAGAGAAAUGUGUGAUAGCUCAAACAUCACCGAACAAGACUUCAUCAAAUGA